Molecule: messenger RNA, 2873 nt
Organism: Scylla paramamosain (green mud crab)
Lineage: Eukaryota; Metazoa; Arthropoda; Malacostraca; Decapoda; Portunidae
Product: monocarboxylate transporter 12-like
Exons: 6
Coding region: 491-2077 (528 amino acids)
Biological process (GO): transmembrane transport
Cellular component (GO): membrane
Molecular function (GO): monocarboxylic acid transmembrane transporter activity
Source: RefSeq, a predicted model, not a curated record
GCAUCUGGCAGUGGGCGGCGGCCCUGUCAGUUGGUGCCUCCUCUCCUCGCAGUAUUUGCUGCAGCAGAAACAACACAACAGUCCCCGCCUCUGCCCACUGCGACGCCAACAGCAGUAAGCUCUACGUCUAAAUUUUACAAAUAAUUACGGAAGUAAAUGGGAACGGUUGUUUCCUGGCUUUCAAAUUUGCCUGCUAAAAAGUACCAAUAAAGACGGCACUUGCCUCGCCCUUAUGGUCUUAUGGGCUUUAUGGGCGUCAGGAAGCAGACUAUUGAUACCUCGUCCGAUGUCACGCCAGCGUGUGGACUCUGGAGGCGUCUGUUCAAUGGCUGAGCAGUGAUUAGAUCAGCCUUACUUCACUGGCAGGUGAUAGUGGCCCGGCGCGGUAAUGACCUGAUGCUUCUCCACCUCCAUCACAGUCCCGCCUCACUCCUCUGCUGGAACAGCCCGACCCGCUCAGGGCCUCUUCACCUGACUUGCACGCCACGCCAUGCCCGAGGCGCCACAGAUGUCCGAGGCAGGGUGCACCCCGGGGCCUGGGAAGGGUUACUCGGUGGUGCAGGUCGUCACGCCUUCAGAGGAGGCGGGCUCGGCCAGCAGGACCCCAACCCAAGACUGGACGUCGCGGGUGCCUGAUGGAGGGUGGGGAUGGCUGGUGGUAGGCGGCAGCUUCAUCCUUGCGAUGGUGAUGCCUCUGGUGAAUCAAGGGUUCGGCGUGAUCUUUUCCCGCUACCUGCUGCAGGAGGGCAGCUCCUCCAGUCUUAACUUCUGGCUCUUCAACGUCCAGUCUUGUAUAUGGAACACGAUGGGGCUGAUGAUAAAGCCACUGACGCAGGAGUUCGGGUGGAGACCCGUGGCCAUAACUGGGGUGCUGCUGGCAUUCGUUUCCCUCUUGCUCUCCGCCUUCACGCCGUCGCCUGUGUUCCUCCUCUUCUCCUUCUCCUUGCUGUCAGGCAUAGGCGGCGGCUUGGUGAUGUGCAUGACCUUCAUCAUCGUGCCAUCCUACUUCGACCGGAGGCGCGGCCUGGCCAACGCGGUGAUGAUGGCAGGCGUGUGCACUAGCCAGAUUGUGGGCCCACCCUUCCUGCGCUUUCUGCAGGACGAGUACGGCUACCGGGGCGCAACGCUCAUCCUGGCCGCCGUCAUCCUCAACUGCUGCGUGGGCGCUGCUUUCUACCACCCGGUCGAGUGGCACUUGAAGAAACCGCCGCAAUCCGCAAGCCCCCCUUACACAGAGCCUGCAGCCAGGGAGUCCAGGCAGGCUGACUGUGGCGGCGAGGAGGCUGAGUGGGCGAGUCUGGUGGCACACACACGGGCUAGAGGCGAGGACGGCAUUCAUUGGGACGGAGAGGAAUCCACAAGUACGAAAUAUAAACCAGAUGGAGUAGAGCCAGACGCGGGUGCACCCCGGCAAGUCGUGGACCUGAGAAGGCUGAUGGCCCGCGUGGCGCGCAACACUGUGGCAGGCCUCGCCAUCCUGCGGUCACCGUGUGCUCUCAUCAUUGGCCUCGGCUCCACCUUCUUUCUCAUCGGCUUCUACAACUUCAUUAUGAUGGUUCCCUUCGCCAUGCAGAUCGCGGGACACAGCCUCGCGGACGCCGUCAAUUGCAUCUCCGCCUCGGCCUUCUCCAACCUAGUGAUGCGCAUAUUGGGCUCCGUGCUCUCAGACUAUGCUUGGUACAACAUGCGCCUCGCCUACAUGGCUGGCUUAGCUCUCACCGCCACCUCCAUCAUGGUGUUCCCGUUGCUGGAGUCGGUGCCGUGGAUGAUGGUGGUCAUGACGACCUGGGGCAUGGGCGUCGGCACCACCAUGAGUCUCUUCAACCUUAUCAUGGUUGAAUUCAUGGGACUUGAAAACCUCCCGCUAAUGUUUGGAGGAACCUCGCUCAUGAUGGCUACUGGCUUCCUCACCAUUGGUCCUCUUAUAGGUCUGGUGCGGGACACUAGUGGCAGCUACCCAUUCAGCAUGUGGGUUGUCUCUGGUUACGUCUACGUCAGCUUCCUCCUGUGGAUCUUCAUGCCAGCUGCCCAGGCAUACGACCGGCGCAAGGUGGAGGGCGAGGUGGUGGCGUUGUGACCCAAAGACAGGAUAAGCCUCGUGUGGGAUUUGCUAUAUGUUAGAGCUGCCAGGGUGCUUAUGUGUGAAAGACAUUGUUUUAUUUUGUUAGUCUGAAGGUUAUCGUUUAGAGGCGAGUUUAAAUUUACCAUUAAAACCUCCAAUUGGACUUUUGCAUUUGACAGUCAGUACAGGUGUCUUCAUAAUGUUACUGGUUAUGAAAAUUGCAGGUUAGGUGUCCAGCAAACUUUAUUGUAAGGAGCGACGCCUCAGAGAUAACAGAAAAAAACAAUAUAUCAGUCGUAUCAUUAUUAUUAUUAUUAUUAUUAUUAUUAUUAUUAUUAUUAUUAUUAUUAUUAUUAUUAUAUAUUCAUCAAUUCAUGUGUGUCCUGUUGUUCAGUAUUCUUUCCAUGUGGUGAGUCUGUCCUAUUUUUAUCUUUUACUUGUACCCCACUCUCAAGGAAGUUUCUUCACCUUCCCUACAUUCCUCUCCAGUCCUUAGGGAAAACACCUGCAUUGCCUUCCUCGCAGGUCAUUGGUCACAAAUUAGGAUCACCUGUUAUUGGCCUAAGUACCCCUUUUUCUAUCCAUCUGAUUGCCAGUCUUCCCAGAAUCUCUAUUGGCCAGUUCCCUUCUGAUCUUGAGUAGGCAGAUUUACAUAAAUAGACCGUGUAUGUAGCAUUGAGAGUCAGUCAAUUCAGAGAGAGAGUUGAGUACAUCUAAUCAUAUCAUGUCACAUCACGUCCGUCAUAUCAGUGUCUCACGAAAUCAAGCGUGUACUACUACUACUAUAUCAUCAUUAAAAGAAGGAAGGUGA